Messenger RNA from Planococcus citri (citrus mealybug), 2382 nucleotides. RefSeq names its product synaptic vesicle glycoprotein 2C-like. Gene Ontology annotation, biological process: transmembrane transport. Gene Ontology annotation, cellular component: membrane. NCBI's taxonomy places the organism in Eukaryota, Metazoa, Arthropoda, Insecta, Hemiptera, Pseudococcidae. Gene Ontology annotation, molecular function: transmembrane transporter activity. Bases 473 to 2227 code for a protein of 584 amino acids. The transcript is spliced from 15 exons. The record is from RefSeq and is a predicted model, not a curated record.
UUUUGCUGAUACAUUUAGGAAUCACUGGGCGCAAUCGGAGGGGAUAAUUUUACCAACUACCGAACGUGGUUGAGUGGACAUAUGAUGCUACUACAGUUAAUUCAUCGGCAGUUUUAUUUUCAUCUCAUUUAUUCGUGUUAAGUCAUUUCGAUCUGUUUCACAUUCGCACAUUAUUUGUUUACAUUUAACGCGAUUAUAAAUUAUCCGGAAGUUGAACCGUGAUUUGUGUUCUAAAUUAUUAUAAUUAUCUGUUAAACAGCAAAUUUCGUAUUUCGCCGUUUACACGCUAUUUUGAAGUGACACCGUGAUUUUAAGCAUGCAUUUCCGCGCCUUUUUAAUAAACUCUAUGUUGACGAUGCAGUCUGCGUUUUGAGAGAAAUUCAAUUAUUCACCAUAGACGAGUUGGAAGAGUGAGUAAAAGUUAUUAAAAUAGAGCGCCUACGGAGGUCGGUUACGAGCUGACCACCAUAUAAUGGUUGCUGACGAUGAUCCAGGACCAACACCAAUAGAUCACGCAGACCAUAAUGGAGAUGUAAUUGUAGGAGCUCCGACGAAUAAUUUACCCAAAAAAGAUCACGAACAACUUAAUAACGGAAAGAUAACCACAAUUGAUACUGUCGACCUUCAGGUCAAAGAUCCUCCUCCACCCACAAACGGUAAAUUUGAGAUAGUUGAAAAUGGCCAAAUAUUCGACGCAGUGGAUUUUGAACGAGCAAUCGAACUUGCCGGUUAUGGAAAAUUUCACUAUUUCUUACUGGUCAUAUGUGGAUUUGUCAGUACGAGCGAAGAGAUGGAUGUUAUAUCGAUGUCUUUCAUACUGCCUUCCGCCCAGUGUGACUUAAGUCUGGAUACACAUUCCAAAGGAUGGCUCAACUCUAUAAUAUUCAUCGGUAUGAUGGCUGGUGCUUAUAUGUGGGGUUCUCUGGCAGAUACCCUGGGAAGAAGAAAAGUAUUGAUAGUUAUAUCAUUUACUAAUGCAAUAUGUAUAAUUGCAUCAACAUUCGCGCAAUCAUAUAGCGUUUUUAUGUUGUUUAGAUUUUUAAAUGGCGCUGCGCUAGGGGGCAGUGGACCAGUUAUUUGGUCAUAUUUCGCAGAAUUUCAACCUAAACUUAAAAGAGGCUCUAUGCUCAGUUCAAUGGCUGCAUUUUGGACUUUGGGAAAUUUAUUCGUAGCCAGUUUAGCCUGGAUAAUCAUUCCUCAGACAAUCGGACAUCAGUCACAAUAUUUUACUUAUAAAUCAUGGCAAAUAUUUUUAGCACUGUGUUCUAUUCCGAGCUUUAUUGUAGCUGUCCUUUUACUAUACUUGCCAGAAAGUCCAAAGUUCCUCUUAACACAAAAUCAACACGAAAAAGCAAUGAAAGUUUUCCAAAGGAUAUACCAAGCAAAUACCGGAAACGAAAUGUCUUCGUAUCCGGCUAGGAGUUUAAUCAUUGAAAACAAAACAACGACGAAUAAAAUGCCAUCAGUAUGCGAGGGUAAUUCGAGAACCCAUCUUUGUAAAGUUAUGUUGGGCGGUAUAAUUGAGAACACAAGACAGCUAUUUAUUCCACCAAUCCUACGUUAUACAUUGAUCUCUAUAACCAUUAAUCUUACAUUUCAUAUUGGGUAUUACGGUCUCAUGAUGUGGUUUCCUGAAUUAUUCAAUCGAUUCGAUGAGUAUUCCAAAGCUCAUAAUGGAUUACAAAAUGCUACAGUUUGUCAGGUGACUGAAUAUAUCACGAGCACGAAAGAUUACCUGAAUUCUACUGCACAAGAUUCAUUUUGCACCAGUAGUAUUGCCGGAGGUGUUUUUCUGGAAUCAUUUAUCACUGUAGCUGCCGCUUUACCCAGUAACAUUUUAGCUGUACUUGGUAUGGACAAACUUGGAAGAAAAUUUUUUUUAGUUUUUAGCACGAUAUCUUCAGGAGCAUGCGCUAUCAUAAUGUCCUUUAUCGUGAGUAAAACCCAAAAUUUAAUAGUAUCCGCCACAUUUAGUAGCGUCAUCAGUUGUGGAAAUGCGGCCCUUGAUUGCCUAAUAACAGAAAUAUUUCCUACUAAUUUGAGAGCUACUGGUGUAGCCAUAUCCAUGGUUGCAGCUCGAUUUGGUGGUAUUAUUGGUAACAUCGUAAUAGCGACUCUACUAGAUCUGUAUUGCCCCGCACCUACAUUCAUUGUUGCAUUUCUUUUAAUAAGUGGAGGUUUGAUGUGUCUGUUUUUACCGAACACUACACGAGAACCAUUGUCUUAAUUGAUGUAUUUAUUUAUUUUUUUACGUUUUUGUUGUAACUUGUUGAUUAUUAUUGUUUUUUAAUGUAUUUAUUUUUGUUAUUUUAUAAGAAUUUGAAGAAUAAUUUUUAUCAUUUUUGUGAUUAUAAUUUUAUUAAAAUAAUUUCUUACUGCUUU